Messenger RNA from Stylonychia lemnae, 3054 nucleotides. The record is from the annotation of a GenBank genome assembly. NCBI's taxonomy places the organism in Eukaryota, Ciliophora, Spirotrichea, Sporadotrichida, Oxytrichidae.
AUGAAUUAGUAGUACUAGCUGAAGUUUGGGGACAUCCCAGAAUAUGAUGAGAAUCGCUCAGAGGACAUUAAUGAUUCCGACUUAAUGGAAGAUUGUCGGAUAAGUGAUGAAGAGUACGAGCACUUUCAUCACGGAAAAUUAUCACAAGCAGAUCUUAAUAAAAAUACAAACGACAACCAGCAGAAUAAUUAAAUUGAGCAAUCUUUCAGCGGUAACUAAUUUGAUCAUCAUAGAGAGUCUGAAUAUUAAAGUUACACUACCAAGGACGUCUCAUUGCAUGCUUAAUUCAAAGCUGCUAGGUAAGAGGCUGUAAGAGAAAAAUCUAAUAACUCUCAAACAAGGUUGAGAUCUAUGUCUAGUAAUUAACAAAGAAGUGAAAGAUUUACCUUACCUAUCCAAAAAUAGUCCUUACAUACGACUUAAGGAAACGGUAGAGCUUAAACUCGAUUACUGAUUAACAACUAAGCAACUUCAGUUAGCAGUUUUGGAAUGAGCGAUCCCUUGAGUUUAAGAGAUUUAAAAAAAGUCUAUAAUAAAGUUGUUUAUGGACAUACAUCACCAAAUGGAUUCACUCAGUCGUCUAAAGGCAGUAAUUUUUAUAAUCAGCAAAGUUAGAGAAAUGAUAGCAGAUCCAGAUUAUCCAAUACAUAUUAAGGGAACUAGACAACAAGAGCUGGAAAUAAUACUUUGAGUUUCAUGACUGGGAAGGAUAAUUCUAGAAAAGAAAUAUCACCAUUUAAUUAACGACUAAAAGACUUUGAAGAUAAGAAAAGGAAAAAAUUACUUGAUAUUAAGGAGUAAUAAGUUAUUUCUGUUGAGAAAGAAUGCACUUUUGAGCCAUAGACAAAUAAAAGCUAAAGUAAAUAUCAAUUUCCGAAUAGGGAUCUCAAGUAAUUUAUCGAGGAUUAAGAAGCAUCUGAAAAAAGGAAGUUUGAGAAAUUAGAGAGAAGAAAAAAAGAAGUGUUACAGAGGAUAGAUUUGCAAAAAUCCGAUCGGCCUUCAAUUAAUAGCCUUUCUAAAAAAUUGGUAGAAAAGUAAAUGUAGAAUAAUCAACUUUCUCAUAUGGUUUAUGAGAGGUUAUACUAAAUUAAAGCUAAGCAUUAGGAUAUUUAAGAAGUAAUUAAUUAGGAUAAAAGUAAGAGAUCUAAUUAAGAUCAAUCAAAGACUCCAACAAGAGCAUCAAGGAGCAAUAGUAGAGAUGUAAGAUUGUAUGAAGAAUAUAAGGAAAGAAAAUUCAGAAAAUUGUAGUUAAUUCAAGAAAAUAAGCAGACCGUUAAUCCCUCUAGUUUUAUCAAUAAAAAAUCUGAGUAAUAUUUUAUCUCAAAGUUUACAAAAGAAGUUAUCUAGCUUUGGAAAUCAUUAGAAGUUGACGAGAUUCACAAAGCCAAUGAAACUUUAAGCUUUGAUAUUUAUUUGGAAUUCAUAGCUAAUCUUGGCUUCUUAGAUCUCAAGUUUUUGGUUCAUUAAGAAAAAAAUAUUCCUCAUGAUAAUCUAAUUUAAGAAUUGUGGCGAGCUCUAGGAGGACCUGAAAAUAACCAUGUAACACUAAAUAAUCUUAGAAUAUUUCUUUUGGCAAUUAUGGGGAGUUUUGUGGAUUCUGAUCUUGAUAAAAAGUAAUAGGAGUUUACCAAGCUUCCUAUUUAUGGGAAAUUUAAUCAGCAUGGAGAUUUAUUCUUAGAUGCUUAGGAAUGCCCUAAAAUUUAAAAAUAAUUUUACCAAUUGUGUAUUAAUAGAACUCAUUAUCAAGCACUUUUUAAAGAAUAUAGAAGACUCGAAAGAUCUAAAAAGGUAUAGCAUGUAUUCUAGCCUAAAGUUAGUACUAACUCUUUGACGAUUGCUGAUAAUAAAAGAUUAAAAAUAGAAUAGGAGUUUAAUGUGAAAUUAUCACCUCUUGAUUGGCUAAUUCAACCUUUGAAAAGUCCAUAAACAGCUCGAAAACUAAAUUAGAUUAAUGCUAUGAAGUAGCAAGAGGAGAUAAAAGAUUGUACCUUCAAACCGCAUAUUAGUAAAAAUUCUAGAAAUAUUGCAUCUAAUUGCUAAGAUAAAGUCACUAGUAAGACUUAAAGAGUAGGAUAUCUUCCAGGUGAUUAUUAAUCAUAAGGUCCUAAACUACAAUAAAUCAAAGAAGAUAACUAGAAAAUUUUCAAUACUAACUCAGGUAAAUUCGAAGCUCUAUAUGAAAUGAGUAAGGCUAAGAAAUAUAGAUGGAAGAGAGAUAAGUCACCUGAAGAAUAUGAAUAUGAGAGGUAGAAGGAGGAAUGCACAUUCUAGCCAAAUAGAUUAAAGUCAAAAGAUCAACUGAUAAAAGCAAAGUCUCCUAGAAUAGAUAGUUUCCAGCCAGCCUUAAAUAAUAGCAACAUUUAGGCAACUUAGCAAACAAUAGAAAGACUAUAGAAAGCUAGAUAGGAAAAAGAGUUGAAAAAACUAGCAUUAGAGCAUGGGAAAUUUAUCAAUAGGAUAAAUUCCUCAAGUCAUAUGGCUUUUAAUCCCUAAAGUUCUAGAUAUACGACUAAUGGCAUGAAUCAAUUGUAAACUGGAUCGAAGAUUCUCAAUGAGAGAAGUGAUAGCAGAAAUACUAGUGGAUUCGAUGGACUCUUCAAAUCUCGAUGUAAUUCAGCAUCAGCAUUUAAGUCAAGAGAAAGAUCUCCAACAUAGGAGUCACAUACCCCCACAUUGAAAAAGCCCAAGACAAGCAAAAUCGCAGCCAGUAGCAGCACAAUGAACAGUGACAUCAACUAGCCCUCAAAGAGUUAGUACUAGGCAUUUAAUGAGUUUUAAAAGAAUAGAGAUAAUUUUAUGAAAUCCUAACUUGAAUAGUAAGAGCGUAUUCAGGAAAAGAUGUCUGAGACACCUCUGCUCUAUGUGGACAUCAAUUUAGGAGAAAAUUAGAACGAAAGAAUCAUAGUUUUCCAGGGUGAUUCACCUACUAGUUUGGCACAAGAAUUUUCACUUAAGAAUGGUAUAGACGGUGAAACUCAAAAGAAGUUAGAGAUAUUAUUAAGAUCUCAAAUUGAGAAAGUAAAAUAGAAGUUAGAGAAUAAAGUUUAAGCGUGA